GGAAAUGCUAGCGACUCAGAGACAACACGAUUUGUAUCACCAAGUCACGAAGGCGAGCGGGUGGCUCAGUCUUUGGCAGAGCGAGGCUGGCUGUGCAGGCGCUAUGGCGGUGGCUGAAGCACUCAAAGUGAACACGGCUGUGACUGGGCUCGAUUUGUACCAGAAUCAGAUUGGCGAUCAAGGAGCUCAAGCGAUUGCGGAGGCACUCAAAGUGAACACGACGGUGGCUGUGCUUGACUUGCGUGAGAAUCAGAUUGGCGAUGCUGGCGCAGAGGCGUUUGCAGAGGCGCUCAAAGUGAACAAGAGCGUGGUUGAGCUCUAUCUGUGGGUGAAUCGGAUUGGGGAUGCUGGUGCGCAAGCCAUUGCUCGGGCAAUCGUCGUCAACACCACGCUGACAAAGCUUCAUCUGUACCAGAAUCAGAUUGGCGAUGCAGGUGCGCAGGCGAUCGCGGAGGCACUCAGAGUGAACACGACGGUGAAUCAGCUCGAUCUGUGGGCAAAUCAGAUUGGCGAUAUUGGCGCUCAGGCAAUCGCCGAGGCGCUCAAGGUGAACAAGACGCUGACAUCCAUUCGCUUGGAGGAUAACUUCUUGACCGAGGCGGGAAUCACUGCGCUCAGGGAAACGGGCAAUACUAGUUGUGAACUAAAUUUCAGUCUCGAGGGCUGCAUGGUGCUGCAAGAGCUUUGCUCCAAUCUCGUGACCGCCGCUAUCCAAGGAGCAACGUUUCCAGAGUGGCGCCUUCCAUCGACGCGAGCGCUGCAUCGGAGCGUGAGUCGAGCCCUGGCAUUGGUUCGCCGUCACAGCAAGAUCCGCUCGGUCUCUCAGAGGGGCCGUGUUUGUUUGUGGCCUUCCUUGUCUUAGGGAAGUUACUCCACCAACCGGACAAAAAGUUGAGACCACCUUGACUCUGGCUCUCUUCAUAUUCUUGUUCAACAGAAUUUUAAUACAUAAUGUGCAAAAA
Molecule: messenger RNA, 962 nt
Organism: Capsaspora owczarzaki ATCC 30864
Lineage: Eukaryota; Filasterea; Ministeriida; Capsasporidae
Exons: 9
Coding region: 5-862 (285 amino acids)
Biological process (GO): activation of GTPase activity; nucleocytoplasmic transport
Cellular component (GO): nucleus; cytosol; perinuclear region of cytoplasm
Molecular function (GO): GTPase activator activity; small GTPase binding
Source: RefSeq, a predicted model, not a curated record